Anarrhichthys ocellatus (wolf-eel) is the source of this 6795-nucleotide messenger RNA. Its product is annotated as leucine-rich repeat and fibronectin type-III domain-containing protein 4. Gene Ontology annotation, molecular function: protein binding. NCBI's taxonomy places the organism in Eukaryota, Metazoa, Chordata, Actinopteri, Perciformes, Anarhichadidae. The coding region runs from base 1475 to 4609 and encodes 1044 amino acids. The record is from RefSeq and is a predicted model, not a curated record. The transcript is spliced from 8 exons.
UUUGCCACAGACGGAGCCAGAUCACACACUCUUCUCCACGAGAUAAGGACAAAGAAAGCCAAAAGAAUCAAGGGAAAAGCAAGAGGAUACAAUGGAUAGAUGAAGGGAAGUGACUAGGUGGAGUCAGGACAAGUGAAGGGGGGAAAAAGAAACUGGAGAAAACCACCCUGAAGGAGAGAGGAGAUUUCUAAAAAUACAAAGCAGCUUACUCCCUGCAUUCUGCUAUUUUUGCUCUCUCCCUCUCCCUCCCUUCUUUUUUGCAGUGUCCCCUCCUUCAUUCAGUACCUGUUCUGUGGGAUUAACAUGACUUAAAAUUCAAUCAGCCUACAGCCUGACGGAAGAGCGACAGAGGAGGCAGACAGAGCGCUGCAGCUGUCGAGACCGAGUGAGGGGGAUAGACAGUGCGCGAUAGAGAGGGAGAGAGAGAGAGAGAAAGAGAGAGAGAGAGAGAGAGAGAGAUGGGUGUUUUUCCACGGAGCUGAGAUAGAGAGAGAGCCGCGUAGACAGGGAGAUGUGACGGUUCCAGGAGUCGCGAUGGAGUGAUCUGGAAAACAAGGUUUCUAGCCAUCCCUCCAGCUUACUCUACCAUAGCUCCCUCUCUGCACCGCCCUCCAAGGUCAUCAAUGAACAACUAAUUCAAUGUGGGAGGACAGACAACGGAUCGCACCGUGAUCGACAGUGACACACCCUGGAAAUCACUCCGGGAAGUCAGGGAUGAGAGAGAGAGAGAGAGAGAGAAAGAGAGAGAGGAUGGGGGGAAAAAAAAACUGUGUGAAAGAAUGAAGCAAUAGGGGAGGAAGCCAGACAGCCAGAUGAACAAAUAAGAAGAGAUAGAGCUGUAUGAGUGAGGGGGGAGGAACACAAAAAGGAGAGGGAGCGAGAGAAGGUGGGGGAAGGAGGUGAGGAGGGGGAGGUGAGGAUCACCGCCGACUCCAGGAUUCCUAUUCUCUGUCGAUUUGAACUGCUCCACUUACAGAGAGAGACAUUGAAUACAGCCAUGUGGAAAUCAUAUCAAAACGCCAUAAAUAGGACUUCAGGCAAAGUGGAUUCUUGGAUUCUCCCACUGAGGUCUCUAUUGCGGAAGUACCACACCGGGAUCGAGCGAGUAAUUCUGGAUUUUCCAGGUUUUUCUUCAUCUAUAGGAGCCUAAGAGGAUAUUGUCGGAUUGGGAUUUCUGCAACUCUCUGGUUUUCUGACACUGACCUACAUCAGUCUCCUUUUGAUGAUGUGUGGGUUCCUGUGUGUCUGAAAGGGAGUAGGACAGGUUUCAGCACAAACACACACCCCCCCCCCCCUCCCAAACACCCCUCUCCUGCUGGGCCAACACAAGGAGGAACACCUGGGGCGAGAUCUGUGCUAAGCACUGACACACACAAACGCACCCACACAUAAAAACCUGGAUAACAUGUGGAGCUGAUUCGGAUUACAGAGCCGCACAGACGGAAAAGGUCUGUGGAUCGCCAGGCAUUCUACCAUGCCUGUCCCCCCAUUCUUCAAUCCCCGCAGACAGAAACACCUGCCCCACACGCACCUCCACCCUGAACAGAGGGCAGAGCGCUCCGCCUCCCCCUCCCUCUUCCCUCCAUCCAUCCUCUCGCUCUCUCUCCUCCCCCCUCUCGUCGUCUCAUCUCUGCCCGCCUCAUCCCAUCUCGUCCACUGCGCGUGCCCCGGGGCCACGAAAAGAACCCUUCCCGACCCCGUCCCUUUCCCGGCCUUUCACUGGCUGACUCUGGUCACAUGCUGCCUGCUGCCUUCUCUGAUCGGAGCACAGGAGACGUGGGGCAUGGUCUCGGCCUGCCCCUUCCACUGCGUGUGUCGGAACCUCUCCGAGGCGCUCAGCACGCUCUGCGCCGACAAGGGCCUCCUGUUUGUGCCCUCGCACGUCGACCGCCGCACCGUGGAGCUGCGACUGGCCGACAACUUCAUCACGGAGGUGGGCGGGAUCGACUUUGUCAACAUGUCGGGAUUGGUUGAUCUGACUCUGUCGAGGAACACCAUCCACCUGAUCCGACCGAUGACCUUCGGCGACCUGGAGAGUUUGCGCUCGCUGCAUCUGGAUGGUAAUCGAUUGACAUCACUUGGACCCAGGGACCUCGCAGGUUUGGUCAAUCUGCAACACCUGAUCAUCAACAACAACCAGCUGGUCAAAGUCUCCGUCCAGGCGUUUGACGACUUCCUGCUCACACUGGAAGACCUCGACAUGUCCUACAAUAACCUCAGGAAGGUACCAUGGGAGUCCAUUCAGAACAUGGCCAGUCUGCACACUCUCAACCUGGACCAUAACUUGAUAGAAUACAUCGCAGAAGGAGUCUUUGGAGAGCUGUACAAGCUUGCGAGGCUGGAUAUGACCUCCAACAGGCUGCGAACUCUGCCUCCUGAUCCACUAUUUGCAAGGUCCCAGACAGGUGCAAUAAGUCCCACCCCCUACAAUGCUAUCACAAGCUUAAAUUUUGGCGGGAACCCGCUGCACUGCAAUUGUGAACUGCUGUGGUUACGGCGGCUUAUCCGUGGGGACGACAUGGAGACGUGUGCCACUCCGCCUCACUUGGCUGCAAGAUAUUUCUGGGCGAUUCCUGAGGAGGAGUUCACCUGUGAACCACCUCUCAUCACCCGACACACUCACAAGCUGUGGGUGCUGGAGGGCCAGCGGGCCACGCUGAAAUGCCGGGCUAUUGGCGACCCUGAGCCAGUCAUCCACUGGGUUUCACCAGACGACCGCAUCGUUGCGAAUUCGUCCCGGACCAGCUCCUUCAGCAACGGGACCUUGGAUAUCUUGGUAACGGUGGCCCGGGACGACGGGGCAUACACGUGUAUUGCAAUGAACGCGGCGGGUGAAGCGACUGCCACUGUGGACCUGAAAAUAAUCCCCUUGCCUCACCGGGGCGGAGCAGGCGGAAACACAGGGAAUAACAACGUGAACGGCAAAAACAACAGGAACGUGACCAAUGGGAUUUUACGGACCGAUCCGGGCUCCUCGGAUAUCAGCACGGGGAAAAAUGGAGGGAUUAACAACGGCGCAGGACGUGGAGGAGAGGCGGAGGAUGGGAGAAGAGCAGGGGAGGACGACGACGGCGACAGGGCCUCCGAAGGGGCGAGGCCCGAUGGAGGGAGCAUGGAGGACGACGAGGGGGACGAGGAGGAAGGGAGGAUGGUUGGAGUACAAAGCGUUACGUCAACCUCAGCUCAGGUCCGAUGGGAUUUGGGGCAUUUGUCCACAGCUUACGUCGUCUGGAUGUAUCAGAUACAGUACAACUGCACCGUCGACGAGACCCUCAUCUACAGGAUUCUACCAUCGACCAGCGACCGCUUCCUGUUGAAGAACUUGGUUUCCGGCGUGGACUAUAACCUGUGUGUGCUAGUCAUUUUUGAUGACUCAAUCACGUCGUUGGCGGCAACAAAAGUCCUGGGCUGCGCCACGUUCUCAACCAAGGAUGUUUACCCAGCAUGCCGCUCUCUCCAAGCCCAUUUCCUGGGCGGGACACUCACCAUAUUGGUGGGCGGUGUCGUGGUCGUCACCCUACUCGUGUUCACCGUGGCGCUCAUGGUUCGCCACCGUGUUUGCCAUCACGGCGACCACACGAUAUGCCACAACAGCAACAACGAGGCGGGAGGCGGGGCCUGCUGUCAGGGUGGAGGCGGAGGGGGCGGGGACAAAGGGGGAAACGGCAGCGGGUGCUACCAAUCAAAUGGUGCCGGGGAUGUGAUGAUGGUGGUCCUGCCCAACGGCCUGUCAUCCAAGAGAGGAGGGGAGAAGGAGAAGGAGAAGGAGAAAGACAAGGAGAAGGAUGAAGCCGAUCCUGCUUCCUCUUUGCCUCCAAAACUCCCUCCAAAGCCCCGGCCCAAGCCUAAAGUCAACCUGGAGCACUUUCUUUCAGCUGGGGGGGUUGUUUCCACGACAACAGGGUCAGCAUGUGAGAUGGCAUUAGUGGUGAGGCAGAGAAAGUUGGAGAAGGCAUUGCAAUACACCGCUGAAAGUGACAGAACUCCCCUCUACUACUCCCCUUCAUCCACCCUACCCCGUCAGUCACACUCCAGGGACCGCCCGAGACCCCGUCUGGAGCGAGAACUGACCAAUUGCGCCAGUUUCUCUCUGGCAGCACCCCUGGGUGACUCAGAGCGGUUGGACUGGAGAAUCCCUCCGCGAGACAGGGACAAAUGGAACUCCUCACAGGCUUACCAGAGCCCUCUAUCCCCUCUGAGCCCCGCGAGCGGGACCGUUAGCAAACGGCGGCACUCGCUGGACAUGAGCUCCUCUGUCGCCCUCGCGACGGACGCAGCCACGACCGUGGCAAAGCGCUACGGUGCCGUCAACUACGCCAAGCGGAUGAGCGUGAUCUGGACGAGGCGGAGCCAGUCUCUCCACGGCAUGCUGGUGCAGUGCGCCUCGACGACAAGCACGACGUCUUCGACGGCCAGCGACGAGGACAGCGCCGGGGUCUUCGGGCCACGCUGCGAGUUCCAGCGGGGCUACAUCCACGCCUAUAACACCACCAACUCCAACUCUAACACCGGGGUCAAUACCGGGAAAGCGAGCAGCGUCAAAGACAGGGGGAGGCAAACGGGGAAGGACGGAAGGAGUGCUGAGGAACUGGAGGAAAGCGUUGUGUAGAUGGUUCUGGAAUGUAAUAAAAAAACUAAAAAAACGUUUAGAGGGAUAAAGGGUCUGUGAGACAGAUCUUGGUUUGAGGGGGGCAAAGAGGUGGAAUCAUGGGAGAAAGUGAGGGAGCAGGACAGGUGAGGUGAAGUGAUUGCAGAAAAGGAGGGGACGGGUGUGAGUUUAGAUGAAGAGAGACGAGUGAAAUUAAGUCUCACUUGUGCGGCCUCUUGAUUUGCCAUUGGAGACUUUUAAAAAAAAAAAAAAAAAAAAAAGAGAGGGAAGUGUACCUGGGGUUAGGGUGAAGACUUUUUAAGAGGCUAUUUUAAGAUGAUCUGAAUAUUGAUGGAUGGGGGAAAAACAAGUGGGGAGAGAGAUGUGACUAGAAAGAAAGGGAGAAACAGAACGGCUGAGUCUUUCAAUACUAAAGGCUGAGCUCAAGCUGUAUCAUUAAAAAUGAAGUGAUACAAGACGGGAAAGAAAGCAGGAACACACGAAAACAAAACUUAGAGACAGCUAGAUAACAGAGAGUGACAGAUGUAAGAACAGACAACGUGAAUGAUAUAUAUAUAGUCACAGAGGGAGAGACAUAAUCCAACAGAGGAACACAUCAAUAGAGCAACAGAACAGAGGUUAUAUAGCAGCGACAAAGAUGGCGCGAGCUCAGCGUGGAUCUCAGUAAAGCCUACACACGAAUAGAAACAGUCUUCAGCUCUCUAGGGCUUCAGCCCCCACACAGCAACACGAGGGUUUACACUGGAUCAGAAACAACACCACAACCGGUUAGAAGGGAGAAACAGCAAGAGGGAUUUGGAUGGCAUCGCCCUGUUUUGUCACGUUAUGUUUUUUUUUUGGAUUCCAACACUGACGGCCAUUUUGAAACUCUUUUCCAAAACACAAUGAUUGUGACUUUUAUGUGUCCUCUGUGGCUGGGGCAAUGAUUUUUUGGCUUGCCGUGCCUGCGGAUUAUGGGAGCAUAAAUACAGAGCCGGGGAGCAUUGGACAUGAUCAAUCGAUACUGGCUGGAAAAAAAAAAAAAGCGUGUGUGCAGCACAGACAUUAUUAAAAGAAAGACAUUGGGAUUACAAUGGAGUCGAUAUGGAUUACAAAGUGGAGGAGACAGGGGGGUGCAGUGAUGGAACAUCGGCUCGCGAGCAUUUCUGAAAGACAAGAUUGUAUUGGACGCCGGAUGAUAUUGGACCAAACUAAAUGAACAAUGCUAAUGGGUGCAUAAGUAUGCAUGCAUUGACAGGUUAGGGAUGUGUGUACGUGUGCCUGUGUGUGUGUUCAUGUGCGCACAUGUAUAUGAAUGUUUGUGAAGGGGGCAAUCCGGUCAACCAGACUCCAUUUGUGUUUUAAAAAUGUUUAGCGCUUUCUGCUAAUGCUGUGAACGGAAUAAAUGUUUAAAAAAUAUAUAUAUAUAUAAAUAAAGAUUAGCAGCGGUCCGCCCAAAGUGAAGGAAGAGCAAAAUCGGAAUAAAUCACUAUUUCCAGCAAUGUAGCAUGGUCAGGAAGCGGCAAACGUUAAGGGGGGGUAAACUCGUUUUUUGUGACUUCAGACUCCAUUGUGCCACAUGGAUUCACUUUAAAUCCAAACAGUGAAUGUUUUCAGAAAGGAAGUAGAUAAAAAUAUAUAUAUAAAUGACAGAAGCACCACAGAAGCCACUCAUGAUAUAAACUCUUCUUCAAGACUUUGUGAAACUCAUUCUGGGACGACUGAAUCAACGGCACAGAGACACUGACAAAUGAGAAAACACAAAAAGAGCAAACUUGAAAGUACAUAUAUAUAUAGUAUAUAUAUAAAAACGAUGUUACUUGUCGCACCAUGUGUUUCUGUUUUUCAGAAGUUUUCUGGGGAAUGAUGUUAGGAUCCAAAACAAUACAAUGUGUGAUUUUUUUGUUUGACAAAAAAAUCUUCCAGAUUAGAACAAAAAAAUAUAUGUUGAUUAUAACAAGGCUGAAAAAGAUCUACUGAAGAAGCACACACAGCACACAACACACAAACUGGCAAGCACAAACACCCAAAAAAACACACACACACACACACACACACACACACACACACACACACACACAACAGAGCCAACUACAUAGUAAUAAUGACUUAACCAUUACUGUUUCCUUUCUGUUUUGAUUUAAUUUUGCCAAAGUCAAUAUUGUUCUCUGGACUUGAUAUAAAUAAUAAAAAUGACAUGUAUGUAA